This is a messenger RNA of Porites lobata, 12145 nucleotides long. NCBI's taxonomy places the organism in Eukaryota, Metazoa, Cnidaria, Anthozoa, Scleractinia, Poritidae. The record is from the annotation of a GenBank genome assembly.
CACCGCAACAUAAUCACUGCCACUGAGUUUUCCAACGUAAGCCUGCAUUGCUCAGUAUUGCCUUCGAUACUCUGUUGGGGUGGUCCUGUAGAUGUCAAGUUAUCAUGGCACUAUAUUUCUAAAAACAAGACCCUCCAAAACAGCACGAAGUAUACAAUAAGGCAGCACCAUAUAAAGAACGAGUGUAAAGGACGUCUGGAAUCUGAGUUUUCUCUUGACAUUAUCAACGUGACACAUGAAGAUGAUGGAAUCUACAUCUGUCAGAUGUUUUGUCCCGGUGAUUCCGAAAAAGGCGCCAUUGAGCUGAGAACUGUUGCACAUGCGCAGUCCAACGGUACCAUAGGUAACAUAUUCAGUGAGCUGAAACAACCCCUCCUCGUGGUUAAGGGAGCUUAAGCAACGGCGCCGGCGACGGCAUCGAAAACGGCAAAAAAGCAAUAGGUUUAUCAACUUUGCACGUGUGUCACAGUUAUUUUGUAUAUUUCUUUGCCCUCGUUGCACGAUUACAACAUGAAAGUGCCUAAUUUCAGGUUUUGUCGAGGCCGGGAACACAAGACCACAACUUUCUCUUUUUUUUUUUUCUGAACUUUGAUAAAGUCCUUUAGAAUUCAACUCCAAAAACCUUUGCCAACAUUUGACGAAUGAAACAAGAUGGAAAAAGGGUGAUAAAGUUUAAGGGAGCGCGAAUUCACUAUUUAAGAGACGGCAUGUUCGUAACCGUCGCCUUCCUUGUUGCUUAUGCUCCCUACUACCCUGAGAAACAGCCGACAUUUUGCGACGCCACCACUGUCACUACCCGACUGGGUAGUGCUUCUGAUUCGUCGUGCCGCGCGGGAAAUUUUCAGAAGCACUGCCCAGAUCUGCGUAGUUACACGUCAUCAGUAUGGAAUUUCUACGCUCGUUUCUCAGACGUCAUUUCGCGGGGAAAACAGUGGUGGUGUCGCGAAAUGACCGCUUUUUUUCAGGCCCGUUUGUCGCAAGUCUCGGUAACUUUUCGGGCCCGAGGUCAUUUUUAAUAUUUUUAAAUCAAAUCCUAAAGAAUGUCAUUGCGGAUACUAUGACCCCCUAACUGGUCAGUCCGUUUUGUUUUGUUUUUUAACUGUUAACUUUAUUGUAUCCUUUUGACGACAACCAAAACCUCGAUACUGAACUUAAACACGGCAUUCGUAAAAUGCAGUGGCGGAUACAGACGUUUAGAUAUGGGGGGUGGAGGCGGUCAUAAAGACCCUGAGAAAAAGGGAGGGGCCCAGUCUCAAAGAAAAAAUUUGGGCCCUUCGGGCCUUAGUCUGGUCUAAAAAUAAGGCGGGGGGCGGGGGGGAGGGGGGCGCGCCUGUCCCCUGGAUCCGCCAGUGAAAUAGCCUUCCGGGGUCGGUUAUUACCGCAACUUUCAGUCAGACCUAGCCUGAAUUGGUAGGCAUGGAAUGGCAAUCCGAGAGAUGAUUAUUGGAGUCAUUUUACUUAACCAGUAAAGCUUGCUCGCAGGCUACGUAACAAGUGAAACAGAUACUAAAAACUAAUGUCAAAUAGCUACAAGUAAACAAAAGAAGACGAUGGAAUUAGUGCAUAAUAGUGGGUAUUAGUCUACCAUCUAUUUCACGGUUCAAGUAAAGUCACUCUAUCUUGGGAGGAGGCCUUUCGUUUUCGAUAUUUAUCUUUCGCUCCAUGUCUUAGUUAACAAUUAAUGAAUGAGGCUGGGUAUCUUAUGAAGAAUUCGGAUGGAUAUCAAGGAAGGUGUUAUCCGUCGAGGUCGUAGGCCAGGGCUGAUAACACCCUCCGAGAUCUCCAUGAUUCUUCAUAUAAUACGAAAGCCGAACUCCAUGAUUGUUUUAUUAUUCAUUCAAAAUAAUUCCUAGUUUAAAAACAUAGCUAAAACAAGCUUGCCUCCAUCGGUGUUAAGUUCAUCUUCGAUAGUGCUCCUUUAGGGUUGUUCAGCUCCGCAAAUAUUUUCCAAAUAGCAGAUGUCGCCCUUCGAGUUGUCUUCUUGCUGUUCUUGCAUUGUUUUUACUAUUACUUCGCUUAGUUCUUACCCUUGAAACGAAUGAAAUGUGAGCCAUUUUUGUUUUCACAACCAAAACAACUCAACUUCGUCCCCAGGUCUUCUCGGUUAAAGUGCAUUAACCUGCAAGGAAGCUGCUCUUUUGACGUCAUCGGUUGAUUAAUCGCAAAAUUUUUCCAAAUUUGAUCAUCAGUAACUGGUUAUGGUGAAUUAUGCUUGUGCUUUUAGUCAAUCAAAUCGGGGAAAUAUUUUGAAUGAAUAAUAAUUAUAAUUAUUUCACAACUUAAACCGAUAAUGAAAAUUCUGAAGAAGAAUGCAGAAAGAAGAACUGUUUGAAUUUCUAUCAAAAGUGACGCGCCAGAAAAGAGGGUUAAAAGUCAGUUUAAUAUCAUCUUUUAAGUUUUAGACUACUUCAAUUCAGUUUGAAGUUCUAAUUAAUUUUAACUUCCACGCAACUAGAAGUAGUGCUUGAUAACUAGCGUAAACGUCUGGCUUUCAUUUGAUAAAUUAGAUGUUUUAAUUGGCAGAGAAAGACAAAGAGGAAUCAACUCUUCACACGAUAUUAAUGAAAGAAGAAGAAGCUACCUCAAGUCGUAAGUAUAAAAAAUUAUACUAUUAUUAAUUUUAGAAUCGAGCCAUGUUUUGAUAGGGGCUAGCUUGAGAAACAGCCGACGUUUCGCGACGUCACGACAAAUCAUGUCUGAGAAACGAGCGCAGAAAUUCUAUACUGAUGACGCGUCACUUAACCUAAAUCUAGGUUAAGUGGUUAAGUGCUUCUUAGUGAUUGGUCGUGCCGCGUGGGAAAUUUGAUUCAGCCAAUCAAAGCAGUACAGCUAGUAUGUGGUCCUUGGUCCGGCCGAGGCCCCUGGUCCGGCCGGUUUACUUUGUGAUGAAAUUUUCGGGAAGAAAAUAAGGUGAAAAUACAAACGAAACUUUUCGAGUGUUUAUUGAUCUGUUUGCUUUCUUAAGCUCGAUUCGAGGUUUUCCUGAUGUUAGGAAAGGCUGGAAAGUCAAGUUAAUGCGAACGUAGGUGAAUUUUGUUCUUUAAUUAAUUUUUGUCUUUUUUAUGGCGCCUUAAAUUACUUGGAUAUAGUUUUAGUGUACGUGGUGUACAAGAAAUGUUUUUUCGAAUUGCAAACAAAUUCGGUUUACAGCUACAACGGGUUGAAUUUUAAAACCAAAGUUUUAAAUAACAUUCCAAAGUAAAUUUUGCGUACUAGGUCCUUGGUCCGGUCACCGGACCAUAACAUAAACCAGCCAAAUAGUGACUGAAAAGGGAGAGCCUCAGAAAGUUCAGUUUUCGUUUCGUUUGUUCUUAGAAAAUCAAGAUUUAUUGAGUGAAGUGAGGAUCUUUCAACUUUGAGUCACAUUUUAAGUAAAGCACUUUCAAGGAGUGGCGUAAACAAUAAAAACGGCAUGAAGUGUUCAAGUUAAAUAUAUUGCCCGAGACUUUCCCAGUAGCACUGCACUUUAUUAAAUAAGUACUGAUCAAGAAGGCCAUUAAAAAGAAGCUUUAAUAUAUCCGUCCGACUGGUUUCAUUAGGGAGCUUUGGCAAAGUCAAAAAAAAUUCAAGCAAUGGGUUUUAACAAGCAAAACAUUACUCUGCACGGACUGCACGUGUAUGAUGACGCACGCUUUUCGGUCGGAUUUCUUGCUGUUGCUGCACGAAAUUUCCCGGUGGGGAGUUUUUUUCUUAACAAGCGACGACAAAGUAAAUUUUUCUUUCCCUCUAAACUUUGUUUGAAUUUAUUUAAAAUAGUGGUAAUUUCGCUGCCGUCGCAUCGUAACUGCACGACACACUUUCGCACAGAUGCGAAACCAUUAAUUCUUCAUGAGACCAAACUAUAGCUCUUUUACACAGAAAUCUCAUUUUCUUUUCAAAGUUUAAAAAUAUUUUAGAUCUUGGUGUACCCAGCCGGACCAGGGGCCUUCAAACAGAUUUUCUAUCGUGCAGGAUUUCCAGCAAAGUGAUGGGUCAUUAGUAAAAUGUUACAGCAACUUACAGGACAAAUUUCAGCUCACUAACAAAACUGCUCCUCUUCGAAAUACUCAUUUACGUCCUUUUCGUCCGGACCAACCAGAUCUAGGUAGUGAUGGGUCAUCAGUAUUGAAUUUCUGCGCUCGUUCUAGGACGUUUUUUUUGCGGGGAACCAGUGGUGACGUCGCGUAAUGUCUCCUGUUUUCGCAGGCACAUAAAUGCAGGACAGACCACUCAACAGCCUCAUCGGAAACCCACCAAGCUGGAAAAUCUAUUUUUUUAAUUUUACAAAUGUAACCACUGCUAACCUUUAUUAUGCUGCGAGCGCUAAGAACACUACGUGAGAAACUCUACAAACCCUACUGAACUGCAGAAAUUAAAAUGAGAUAAACCAGGAAUUUAAGAAAAUGCUUUUGACCCCGGUGAGAUUUGAAUUCAAAACUCUGCAUUACCCACAAGGCUAAUGGGGAGCAGGUCGUGAGAAUUUAGGUAUUUUUGGAAAACAUAUAGUGCAGACUUCUUAAGAUUGCUUAUUCAAAGUAGAGAAGGACAAUAUAGCGAUAACAGCUUUCAGGGGCACCCAAUGUCAAUUUUCGGAAAAUAUCUGUUCGGAAGACGGAAGAUUGUCAUGGGCAAAAAAAAGAACAGAAGGAAGGAUUCUAAUGAACAAUCAACAAUUCAAGCAAAAAAAAUAAUAACGAAAGCAUUGUUGCGAAAUAAAUUUGAGGGAUGACCCAGUGCCCUUGGAAUCUUACCUUAAUUUCGUCUCCUUGGCGCAGACCUACCAGCUUAUUUCCGUAGCCGAUAUCAAUCCCAAACAGACUUAAAGACAAACUUUUUAACUUUCUUAUUACAAAUAUAAACAAGUACCAUGGUAUCAUUUGAUACUAAAGUAAUGUUCAAAGACAUUUCAUUUGAACUGGCAAAGUUCAGAGAUCUUUCAUAAAUUCAAAACGAUGUCGUCCUCCCGUAGAAUACAAAUAAUCUGACGGUAUUGUUCUCCAAAGCAGGAGCAGCGCCCACAAAAAUCAUGUCGAGGUAGAUACUUGCACUGGUUAUGCUCGUUGAUUGGAAAGCAAAUUCUUGUAAUUUAAUGAUUGCAUUAAUGCACCAAAAGGAAACCAAUAAAAAUGGGGCGGAUAUCAAUUGUUAUCUUGCUGAUUGCGGUGGCGCAAUUCUAACAAUAAUGGUAAGUUGGGGGGGCCGGGAAUCCCUUCCUAUUUCAGCAUGGUAUUUUAUAUCUAACAAAGUGUGAUUAUCCUCAGUUGUCUGGUGUUUAUAAAGGGCGGAGACCCGCCAACUGAGGGUCCAUCAAAUCAUACUGUAUAUAAAUGAAGGCCAAUAGGACUAAGGGACACCUUGGUGUUGCGGGGUUUUGCCAGAACACGAGCGAACUUGGCUUUGGAGAUCCCUCAGCAGAGUGAAUUAACGACAGUUAACAUUCUCGAAGGAAGGAAACAUGAUGAAACAAGUAUACCUGGAAGAAAAUUUUAGGCUCUAUUCCCCGAAUUAUUUGCUGCUUUGCUUUUUGUCAUGCCUCGUUAUCGCAAGUAAGUUAGAUGUGUUCAUUUUGUGGGGUUUUCUUUCAGUCAGUUUGGUCCAAAGCCUUAUCCCUUCUCUUAAAUGUUUGGAAGCUACAAAAAUAAUUGCUAUCACCAAACUUUUAUUUGUAAUUUGUAAUAUCUAAACUGGUCAGCACCUGUCGUUAUAAGAUUAAUUUGCAGGAAUCACGAAUUCACAAAGGAAAAAAAUCUACUUGGCCCGAAAGACACCAUUAUGAAGUGGAUGCAUGACCUGUCAAAAUCUGUGAACAAAAAAAUGAUUAAAAUAUAAGUAACAGAUCAGGGGCACCCAACGACAAUUUUUGGAAAAUAUCUGUUCGGAAGACGAUUUGAGAUAUAGAAUUUUCGGAACAUUUGUUGUUAAAUUUCAUGCUUGCCCGCCUCUCCUAGGAUUUUCGAACCCCCCCAAAAUGAUAUGAUUGCCCAUUUUUAACGGAUUUUUACCCCUAAAACGGUCACAUAGAAUUUCCGGGAACCUUUUUUCUGGCUGAAAUUUUCGAAAAGGUAAGUUUUGAUCCCUAUGAUUUUCGGAUCAUUAGCCUUCAGCUAGGAAAUCCGAACAGAUGAAAAAUUUUUAGGGGAUAAAAAGAUGCCUAUAUCUACUGUUCAAAUACUAAAAUACGUUUAACAAUGCUAUGUUUAAGUGGUUUUGAACUAUAUUCUCGUUGGGUGCCCCUGAGCUUUUAGUAUACAUGUAUCCACGAAAACGUACAGUGUUUUUCUCUUGCUCUGAUUGGAUUCAUAAACUAACUCGGGAUACCCAGUGUUAGUAAAAUCCAACUAGUGGUCUCCCAUCAAGGAAUAAUCGCUGACUAUUCACUUCGGAGCGGCGCCAAAAUCGCGUAGCCACGAGCAGAAUGGCUUCCCGACGAAAUUUCACAAAUAAUCGAAGAAGCCGUUUUGCGAAAAACACGAGGAAGGCGACGAAAUUUGCUUUGGAAGUUUUCGGCAGGUUAAUCUUUUGGGUUUAACUUAAAUCUAUAGAUGCGGUGAAAAAAGGUUUUUUGUUUACAAACGCAAAUUAUAGUCUUCGUUACUUUAUGUAGCUGACAUGUUCAUAAAUAAGCCUAAAACUAAGUUUAAUGUUUUUUACAGCUUAGUUAGAGCAUCGCACCGGUAUUGCGAGGUCACGGGUUCAAAUCCCGUUGAAGUCCCGAAUUUAUUUUUUCAGGUUUCUUACGCGAUUGUAUAAAUUGCGUUCACAACUGCGAGGAACAUUCUUCAUUUGAUUUCAUUUCCGCAGUUCAUAUAUAUGAUUUAUUUCAUAUAAAUUCGUCACAUUGAUCUCUUUCACGGGAACAUAUGAACACACGGACCAGCUUCGGCCAGCAAAAACACAGGAACGGGUUGAGUUGUACCAUUUACAAAAUAGCGGUAAAUUUUUCGCUUUCUCUCGACUUGGAGCCUGGCACUAGUAAUCCAAACAAAUGGAUUAACAAAUUAACAAAUUUUUCCGGAAUUUUUCCACCGGGAUGAACCGUUCUAUUGAAUUCUCCCCAGAGUUUCUGGGUUUUCCAUACAAAUGGUAAGCGCUCGCGAAGUCACGGAUUCAAAUCCUGUUGAAGUCCCGAAUUUAAUUUUCGGGCUUCUUACGCGAUUGCAUAAAUUGCGUUCAAAACUGCCAGGAUCAUUCUUCAUUUGAUUUCAUUUCCGCAGUUCAUAUAUAUGAUUUAUUUCAAUUAUAAUAAACUAUUUCAAGACUUCAGAGGUAGUCAAUCGUUUUAUUACUGCAGCUCUGUUUCGUAUGGCCAAAACACUCGAUUGACCGUUAAAUUACAAUAACCGGCAAAAAAAGCGGAAAUAUGGUUGCUAUGAGAUAUAAGAACAACUUUAUUUUAUCAUAUAAAUCAUGGCAGAAAUAAAUGAGUUAAAAUCAUCAUUUUUGAUCUACGUUAAUCUCAUUUUUGUUUUAGUGUAUGCUAUUUAAAAAUUUAAAUAACCACAGAGUCGAUGAUCCAGUGGUGAAUAUUUACCGACCGAGCCGAGAAACCACUAGCCUCCCACGCGGGCGUUUUUAGGGGAUCUCGUUUUUCAUCCCUUCCCACAAACACCUGCUCAACCGAAAACGGCAUUCCUUUCCCAUUGUUUUAUUUGCGUGGUAAGUGACCAAUCAACAGUUGUGCAAUAAAGUGUUUACAGGCUAAACGCGACUAAAACGUGACCUUAGAGUUACCGUUUCCUUUGUGGGGAGGGAUGAAAAACGAGCUCCCCUAAAAACGCCUGUGUGGGAGGCUACGAAACCACUAGUCACCUCCACUUCGGUGAAUAAUUUUUAAAUAUAUAGAUUUAGCCAGGGCUAAAAGCGAAGCUCUCGAUAAUAUUUAUAGUUCGCUCAACAAAUUAUAAAAUCGUGUAAUGCUUAGCGGCGAAGGCAAUGCCGGAGAACGCUGAAAAACAAAACAAUUGGUCUUAUUAGCAAAAAAGCAACUUUGCACUUGCAGCACACUUUAUUGCACAUUUCUUUGCCGUUGUUUAGCACGACUAGGGCCGCACGACUACAACGUGAAACUUCCAGAAACUUCUUUGGAGGAAAUGUUCUUGUUCACUUUUUUUCACUACCGCUCAUUUUCACCUUGCAUUUGAUUGGUGGCCGCUAGCAUUUCUCAUUUUGUCACGGCCGCUACAAGAUUUUCAUGUACGUUGUUCUUCCAGCAUAAAAUGUCUCCUUUGUUUUUUAUCUCUCGCUCAAGAUCUCUGUCGCCCUUUUUCACGUUGAGCUUCCCUGGCCUUCUGCCUUCUUUCUCUUUUUCUCUGUCUUUCUCUUGCUCUAUAUUCCAGAUUUGUGGACAUGACAAUUAAUCUAAACUUAAUACUUUAGACAACACGGAUAUAGAAACAAUUUCCGCUUUCCGUUUUCGUCUUUAUUGACUCUUUAUUUGUCUCUGCUUUACAAGAUGCCGGUGCCAUGCGAUUUCCCGCCAAAAUAACGUCGAGUUGCAUUUGGGUUGCCAUACCUGUUGAUUGAUUUAUUUUAAAUUGGUAUAUGCCUGUGGUGCGGACGGUCGGUCGGUCAGUCGGGCGGGCGGGCGGGCGUACGGUCACGUGAUAACCAAUUACUUCAUGGUGCUCCACUGCGCUUCGCUCGCGAGAGCUCCGCUAUCAUUCGAUACGAAUUUUACUCCCUUUCAUUGGCCAGAAGCUCAACACGUAACCUGCUAAUAACAGCCUGCAUAUAAUGGUCUGCUCAUGCUCAAUGUUAUCGCAAAAUACGUGAUUUGUCAGUGUCUCGUAGAUCAAUUGUUUGCCGAAGCCGAAGGCUGAGGCAAACAAUUGAUCUGCUCGCCACUGACAAAUCACGAUAUUUUGGUCAACCUCGUCCAAUAAUUGUUAAUUAUUUGCAUAGAGAACGAGUAUGUCUAGCAUUAUAACAUUACUUAAAGGAGUAACCGGAUUGGGCAGAUUGAUAUAGUUCAUGGCAUACAAUUAAGGGGCACCCAACGACGGUUUCCUCCUAAAUACAUUGAAAACACUUUCUAGGCAGAGUACUUUUAGAUCUAAGCGACGCUAUCAAAUUUGUAUCUGUUGGGUUAUCCUAGGGUACUUGAAUUUACUCGAAAUUACAAGGGCUUCGGUAUUAUUUUCCGGACAUAUUAGCUGAAGUUUAACGUACUAAGAAAGUGAGAAUUUCUCUGAUUCGUCUUUCCAUCACAUUUUUGAAUCCGAAAAUUAUAGGUUUUCUUUUUUCUACGAAAAAGCCUAACCUGAGGAGUGUAAGGUGAAAAAUUACACCUCAGAAGAUCGUAGGGAAUUUAUUAGAAAAGCUUCGAUAAUUGUACAUGAAUGGAACUGUCAUCUGGGAAUUUUUAGCUUUCCUCAACUUACAGAAAAUUCUAGGCAAUAAUCAGCUUCUCCGAAAAUAUAUUUUACAGAAAACAGUCGUUUGGUGCCCCUGACAAUUUAAAUACGAGCUUGCACUAAUCUGAGAGUGCACGGCCAUCCAGUAAUUCGUGCUUAAAAACCCCUUUCUCAUACUUGUACUUGUCGUCGAUGCUGGCUUCUAUUAGAGACCUUUAGAUUUUAAUACAAGGACGCCGACUAAGAGAACGAGAUUUUCCCAUUACCAACUGAGUAGUGCGCACGCGUGUACCAGCGUCUUUUUCGCGGGAAAAUGUGAUAGCUGUCGCCAUUCUAUUACGAGUUUUAGGGAGCAUGUCGUAGUGCUGGAGAGUGGUGAGUGGAGUUACCAAAUUUCAGAAAUUUUAUCAGUGUGCGCUUGAGAGAGGGCUUAACCCCCUUCAAUAGAAAAAAGUGUACUAACUUUUCUGGUGGAAAAGUACAAUGAAUCUUUUUGGGGUGAAUACUUUGAGAGACUACGGGAACAAACUUGAAGUUAAAUCUCGUCUUCGAAUCUAAGGUUUCUAUAUUCAGGCAGAUUUGAGCAAAGACAAUGCAACGUCAAAUGAGGAAGCGCGCAAACCCGACUAAGCCCGACUUCCGGCGCUCAAUAUGCCGCUCGCUAACCUUCAUGCUAACCGCUCCGAACCCGUUGCUAAUCUGUGGAUGAGCAAUUUCCCUUUGACCUUGAAAUUAUUACACGUAUAGGCUAAGUCAACAAUUGAAUGAGUAACCCAAGUAGGCAAACGUAUGGUUUUGCUCCCAAGAAAAGAUGCAUUGUUCUGUUAGUCGUAUGCAUACGCAUGGUGAAAGACGGAAGAGCAAGCUGUGAGAUCGGUCCUGCAUGCAAAUCGCAGCAUAAGGCAUAGAGAACGAAAAAUAUAGCUGCAUUUUUAUCCUUAAAUCACUACCGCUUUUUUCCACAUUGGGCAGAAAACAACGUCUGUAGUAGUUCUUGGCAACUUAUGCUUCUCAUGAGGAAUUUGGCACGCAAGUCUGUUAAAAAUUUCAAAAAUUAACUCCCCAUGAAAAAAACCACACUUAACUGAUCAUAGACAGUUCCCGCAAAAUAGAAGAACAAUCACCCAUCUGCAAAAUUAGAUAAACUCCCACAAAAAAAAAUAGUACCGCUUUGUGCGUCCCAUCAUCGUUCUGUUAUCACUUAUUUUGUUCAAAUUACAGGUGGAAAAGCUGUGGGCGUUGUGAAGUAUUGGAUUGUUGCCUGUGUAGCACUCUCUGUCUUUGCUGUCUUUCUGGCGUUGUUUUGCGCACUGAAAAAAAGAAAACGGUCAAGAAAAGGGCGUUACAAUUGUAAGUUCAUUUAACUUGCGCAUGCUCUGUCGAAUUCUUCAAUUGAAUGCAAAUUAACGGGGCAGUCUGGUUACCCUGGGUACCAGAGCUUUUUCUUAUCGCAUGCGACGAGAUGCCUCAGUGUCGGCAGCAAGCCGACAAUCCGCUUGACCGAGACCGGGAACCGCGCAUGAAAAGUCUCUGGCACCCAAGGUACAGUCUGGUCGUUUUUUGGGAAAAUGGGAUUGGAUUUCAGUAAUGAUUCAAUUGAGAAUGAAAACAUUACAUUAACCAGUUAGUCGGCUAUUGAGCUCAGGGGUACCUUGUUAUGGUGGUAGACAAUAUGAUGUUUGACUACAAAUUAUUCACUUUAUACAUUUUUUAAAAAAUUUCAACAAUCCCAAAUCCAACAUUUUCCACUCUCAGGCCCAAUGAUGGGCUCCUAUCCCCGCCCCAAAUAAUUUUUAUUCAUUUAAAACAUUCCAAAAAUCAUCCCGAAAAAUUUUCAAACAUUUAUUGUAAAAUAGACUCUGGCCCUUUUGAGUCAUUUUUAAUUGAAUGAAAGUGUGACUUGAUUUGGAAGAAAAAGGACGGAAAUAGACGAAAACCAAGGCUUUUAACUAGACUGUCCUCUUAAGGUUUAAUCAGGCUAAAUUUGCUGUGUGAGGUUAAUUGCGAGGGAAGGAAGGGAAAAGCGCACUGAAAACACCUAAAGCACAAGAAAUGAAUUCCCUUUUCCUUCCCGAUCUCCACUCUCCCUUCGCCUCUCUUCCUUCCUUUUCUCAUUCAGUCCUACUAUCGACCACGCAAACUAAUAGGCAAAAACAAAAAAAGCUAUAGAAUUCAAAGUGGAAACAAUUCGAUUCGACUUUGAAGUUAAGAAAUAAUAAACAACUGACGGAAACACAAACCGUUCUAGAAUCUGUAAUAUGGAACCCAACCAGUAAUAAAGUGUUUGAAUGCAGACUGAAUUCCUUGAGAAUGCAAUAAAAAAAAUCAGUACGUAUGAUAUUUUAAUGUUACUUUUCAUCAAUACAGGUAAUCACCAAGAAGAAAUCGUGAGCGACAAGCUUUUCAUCAGUUACAGCUCAAAGGAUUUUGCCUGGGUAACUAAUAAUCUGAUUACUAUCCUUGAGAAACAUUCCAUCUCUUACACCAUCCAUUUCAGAGAUUUUGAGCUAGGAAAGCCUUUUAUCCAAAACAUGGCGGACACCGUCUACGGCAGUCGACAAGUGCUGAUCGUUUUGUCAGACAACUACCUCGCCAGCAACUUCUGCCGAGAAGAGCUGCACAUGGCCGUCGAGAAAAGGGUUUACACGGGGGACUCUUCGCUGAUAAUUGUGUUGAUUAACAAGCUAAAGAAAAAGCGAUUGCCGUUCCUUUUGAGAAACAAAAAUGUGUUGCAAUUUGACGAACAAAUGCAGAAACAGCACUGGGAAAAAAAGCUGAUCGGGAAGAUUCAAGAGAAACCCAUUUCUGCUUAA